CGUCCUCAUUCCCGCUGCACUGCUCCCGCCCUUUACAAAAAACCAGAUCUCCAAGUCAUCAAAUGACAAGGCGAGCGCCCGGAGGCUCUUGUGGCUCCGGCAGCAGCUGCCCGCAGCAGCCGGGCAGGGGCGCUCUCCACUCGGAGCUGCCGGCGGCAGGAGCAGCGGACGCCUCCCCCGGCCAGCGGCUUCCCAGGCGGAGAAGUUCGCUCAGCCCCAGCCGAGCAGGAGGCGGCGGCGGCGGCGACUCGUGCGAGCUUGGCGGGGGGACGCGCAGACGUCGCCAGGAGCUGCCGCUGCCUGGACCUCGCCCCGCACCCCAGCCAGCCGCUCCCUCCCUCCGGCUCUGCCGAGCCGCCGCCGCCGCUGCAUGAGGCGCGCCGGGCUGGUCUUCGGGGCCACCUGUUCCGCUCUGCGCCCGCCCGCGCCCACUCCCCCGGCCGGCCAUGAACGCCUCGCUGGGCAAUCAGACCGAGGCGGCGGGGCUCUUCUUCGCCAACAGCAGUGACGCCCUGGAGCGGGCCCUGGGCUGCUGCACCCAGGCCUCCGUGGUGACCGACAACGGCUUCGUGGUGACCGGGCAGGACGAGAGGAGCCUCUACAUCAUGCGGGUGGUGCAGAUCGCGGUCAUGUGCGUCCUCUCGCUCACCGUGGUCUUCGGCAUCUUCUUCCUGGGCUGCAACCUGCUCAUCAAGUCCGAGGGGAUGAUCAACUUCUUGGUGAAGGACCGGAGACCGUCCAAAGAGGUGGAGGCGGUGGUGGUCGGGCCCUACUGACAGCAAGUGCCUCCCGCCGAGGAUCCGGCCAGGAAACAGGUGGCACUUUCCGCAGGCCCUCGCUGCUGCUGCUGCUGCUCCAGCGGCCAAGGUUGCCUUUUGCCCGAGGGGGCCAGCCCCACCCCGGGAAGGGGAGCGGAGGCGCCCCGGGACCCGCUGCUGGCUUGGGGGCUCUGUGACUGCUUGCUGCCCGGGGACGCUCCGAUGCAAGUCUCGGGACUCCCGCGGCUCCUGAGAUGGGUGGCUGGGCGGGACGGACACAGCCCCAGCAAGGAGCCAGGGCGCGUCUUUCUCUUCUGUGUGUGACCCGGCCAGAACUGAGCCUCCUGCAGCGUCUUGUAUAUAGUGAUUAUAAUGCACUUUGCUGCCUGGUUUAAAAACGGGGAAGGGGAGGGGAGCGGGGGGGUUGGUAAGGAAAUGCUGAUUGUCAAAUGUUAAUUCCUGUUUUAGAGAUUUUCCUUCCACAGUUUUUUAUUCGUUUGAUAACAACCAGGACGCGGGUUGGCAGUUCGGUGCCUCCAGAGAAACAACACUAACCACCCCCAUGUGAAUGUUUCGAAGUUGUCUUUCUACUGUCGCUCUUUUCGUAGCCAGGGUCCAAGUCACUCUUGAGCCCGCAGGAGCCGGCGAGCCUGAAGGCUGAGCCCUCGCUUCUUGUCUAUGAAUUGCACGGUUUACACAGCGAAAGGCGCUCGGGCGGGAACUGUCUUGGUGUGGUGUUUUUUUGUGGGGUUUUUUUUUUUUCUGAUUUCAUUUGCUUUAAUAAAUACAUCUUAAACUUUUA
Molecule: messenger RNA, 1560 nt
Organism: Caretta caretta (loggerhead turtle)
Lineage: Eukaryota; Metazoa; Chordata; Testudines; Cheloniidae
Gene: RPRM
Product: reprimo, TP53 dependent G2 arrest mediator homolog
Source: RefSeq, a predicted model, not a curated record